CACUGCUGCGUUUUGAUUGGUCGAUCUGGACAAGAGAGCGUGGCUGGACGUCAAUGUUUAUGUGGCUCCUCUAUGUCGGGUUUGUGCAACAGCAUCAAGGUCUCUGCUGCAAUGUGAUUUCCUGACGCUGAUUUGUUGUCGUCCCGCAAAAGCUCGUCGUUUCCCGUCACGUUAUGUCGCAGCCUCUGACAUGGGGCACCACUAGCCGGUAAAAGACGGAAGAGACGGAGGAAAACGCCGGAAUGGCAGGCGCCUUUGCCUUCAAAGGCUGCCAGAAAAUUCGCGGUGCGCAAAUCAGGGUUCUGCUCGAAGCGAAGGACUUCUUCCUCUUCGACUGCGACGGGGUCAUCUGGCACGGAGAGAAUGCGAUCACGGGAGCGGCCAAGGUGGUGAACGCUCUGAUCCGCCGCGGGAAAAACGUGGUGUUCGUCACCAACAACUCCACCAGGCCCCGGGAGAAUUACGUGAACAAGUUCACGAGGCUGGGCUUCACCGACGUGAUGCUGGACCAGAUCUUCAGCUCCUCCUACUGCUCGGCCCUCUACCUGAGGGACGUCGUGAAGGUCCGCGGCCAGGUGUUCGUCAUCGGCUGCGAGGGGCUCCGCUUGGAGCUGCUGGAGGCGGGGAUCCCCUGCGUGGAGGAGGAGGACGACCCGGACGCCACCAUCUACAACUGCGCCCUGGCUCCGGACGUGAAAGCGGUUCUGGUGGGACACGACGACAAACUGACUUUUCUGAAACUGGCCAAAGCUUCGUGCUACCUGCGGGACCCUGAGUGUCUGUUCCUGGCCACCGACAACGACCCGUGGCACCCGCUGUCAGGUGGACGGAUCCUGCCAGGUUCUGGUUCCCUCACUGCAGCCCUGGAAGUGGCGUCGGGCCGUAAAGCGACUGUGAUCGGCAAGCCGAGCCGCUUCAUGUUCGAGUGCAUCUCCAGCCAGUUCAGCGGCAUAGAUCCCGCCCAGUGCCUGAUGGUCGGGGACCGGCUGGAGACCGAUAUGCUGUUCGGGUCCAACUGCGGCCUGGACACCAUGCUCACCCUCACCGGCGUGUCUCAGAUCGAGGAGGCCCAGGAAUACAGGAGCAGUGACCUGACCACCAACCACAGCUACGUGCCUGACUACGUGGUGGACACCAUCGCCGACUUCCUCCCGGCUUUUGAGGAAAUAGAAGAGCAGAACGAUUGACGAACGAUUUAGUCCGCAGCACAGAUCGCUUUCGUGAUGAGUGCAGUGUCGAGUCUCACGUUUGCACAAAAAAGGUUCCAGUUUAUGGGAAAAAGGGGGGAUGAGAAGGGGGAGCGCUGCUUAUAUCAAGAGCAACACACGUAGGACGAAUAUCUGAAAAUGAUGAUUAACCCGCGCAUUCCUGUGUUUCUUCUAGUGUUGUGGCCAUUUGUGACCGAGCGUUUUGUUGUUGCUGUGUUUAAUGGAUAUACUGCACUUUGUUAAUCAAGUCCAUUGGUAGUAUUUGAUAUUAGGGUUUUGAACAUUCAAAGUUAUUUUUGUAAAUCCAUGAAUUACUCUUAGUUCAUGCGUUUAGGAGCUGGUAUUGUUUUGUGAAUGCAGAAUAAUUUCCUCUGAUCUGUCUGGCUGAGUGUCACUUCGAGGUGAAAUCAUGCAGCUCUGGCAGAAAAUAAAGCGGAGACCGUAGGCGGAGUGUCUUCUCACCUGUCAUGUCUGUACUACAUUGUGCCAACAUUCAUCUGGGUAAUGAACAACUCACUGGACUCUAUUUUGGAGAACAUUAAUGGUGGCCAGUGUUAAGCACUGACAUAGGAAUAUUAGUGUUGUGAAUGUUUUUAACAUUUAAAGCAUGCCAGCAACGGUAUCGACAAUAAAAUACCCGAGGAGCAAAUUAAAUGUUGUUCAUCUG
Poecilia latipinna (sailfin molly) is the source of this 1875-nucleotide messenger RNA. It is a transcript of the gene pdxp, whose product is annotated as pyridoxal (pyridoxine, vitamin B6) phosphatase. Gene Ontology annotation, molecular function: phosphatase activity. Gene Ontology annotation, cellular component: cytoplasm; cytosol. NCBI's taxonomy places the organism in Eukaryota, Metazoa, Chordata, Actinopteri, Cyprinodontiformes, Poeciliidae. Bases 243 to 1187 code for a protein of 314 amino acids. The transcript is spliced from 2 exons. The record is from RefSeq and is a predicted model, not a curated record.